CUAUGUACUAUUUUCCCUCAACCAAGGGCUGAGCCUGAGUAAAAGCGGCAUUGGGCGCUAGUCCUAACCCAGCGAAAGAAAAGGUGCCUAUUGAAUAUGCCUGACGGCCUCCCAGUUCGCCAAGCCUACGUGGGCCCAGCUAUAAGAGUAAUAUGUUCACAGGCAAUAAUUCUCUCUCAGAUCAAGGAGAUCUCCAGGACUGUCAGGUUUGACAGAAAUAAGAUGAUGUCCUCCAAAUCCUCUACCAUUACGUCGGCCGCGGCCGAACGUGUCGCUUUGACACCCGAGCUCAUGGAACUCAUAUUCCUAGAUACCGACUUACGCACACUUCUCGUGUCAGCGCAAAGAGUGUGCAAGACAUGGAACGGCAUUAUCCAAUCAUCACGUCAAAUACAGUGCGCGAUGUUCUUCGAGCCUAUCGCACCCAGCACAGAUGAGGAGAUCACACAAGGCCGGACCAUCAAUCCCCUGCUCGCAGACCGCUUUCCAUCUUUCUUUACAACUGCUAGAAACACGAUAAAAAGGACUGCAGAUGAAGAAUUCUUGCAGGAGAAUAUAAAAUUCAACGGCGAAAACGAGCCCUUCACAUUCAUGGACGACCCGCCCCGAGGCUCGACUAGUAAGCGUCGUGGCCCAAAGACUGUUCAGCCAACGACGAAGCGAGAUGCUUUCUUGCGCACUGGAUCCAGUUGGCGCAGAAUGCUUCCCCAACAGCCUGCGGCGCCCAAUGUGGGACUAAUCGAGGUGCGUGGUCCAUGUGAGCGAUCGUGGUAUAGCGAUGUCAUCAAACCGAAGCCAGAAGCUGGCAGUGUUGUUACCAUGGGCAUGCUUUAUGAUAUGGUAUAUCGAUUUAUGGGACAAAAAGGGGAUAAAAGCAAGUUUUGCGUCUACUGGCGUAAUGCGAAGAAGGACAAGAGCCAUGAUUUCAGUCAAUGGUACGGUAGGUGUAGGGAGGAAUAUGGUAUCCUAGCUGAUUGGCCAGACGACAUUGGGAUUGUUGUCAUACGAAAUGCCUGUAACAAUGGAGAUUGGAAUAAUUCAGUCCAAUCCAUGGCAUCGUUGGAUGCGAAGUACAAGCCUCAAGAGAUGGUAUUGUACAAUCCUGAGCUUCUUUAUAAGGACGGUGAGGACUGGUUUGGCUGAGGCUUGUAGAUUUCUGUAGUUCAGCUUGUUUCUAGACGCAAUGCUCAAGCUGUCCACGUACUACUUAUAAGAUUCGUCAAAGAUCUUUGAAAUUAU
This is a messenger RNA of Truncatella angustata, 1239 nucleotides long. RefSeq lists its product as uncharacterized. The transcript has a single exon. The record is from RefSeq and is a predicted model, not a curated record. Bases 97 to 1143 code for a protein of 348 amino acids. Gene Ontology annotation, molecular function: protein binding. NCBI's taxonomy places the organism in Eukaryota, Fungi, Ascomycota, Sordariomycetes, Amphisphaeriales, Sporocadaceae.